UUGUUGUUUGUGUUCUUUAAGCCACUUCGCAGUUAAUACACGCCGGUUUACUGACAUGAAUGUGCCGUGUUUUAAGGAGUGUGAGGUGAUUAAAAUUGCUAGUUAUAUAUGCUGAUCAGCUUAAACAACGCAUUUUAAUACUGAACUGUUUCACUGCUUUGUUUAACGCUGUUGUCUGAAAUGGAAACAUGCUGAUUGUUGCAGCACGUGUUAUAUGAAAUGCAGCAAACACAGAACACAUGAGGUGUAGAAGAUGAACGGAGUUAGUGGAAAAGCUGAUUGUGUGUGUACCAAAGUGGAAUGCAUCCUGUAGUGUACAACUACGGCACUUGUGAGCAUACAUUCAUGGGGUCUGGUAAGGGCCGAACCAAACCAUGCUGUGCAUGGUGCUCAGAAAAGAGAGAUCUGAAGUAUUGCCUCACAGUUGAUCAUCAGAAGAAGGAUUUUUGUUCCGAGAUGUGUCUGCAUGAGUACAAAACAGCUUUUUUAAAGGUAACUUGUGCCUUCUGUGAAAACGAAAUUACAAAGAAUGCUGUUGUAAUUACGGAACCUAGUAUUAAAGAUUUCUGUAAUCAGUCAUGUCUUCAGAAAUACACAGCAAAAGAAUUGAAUUCUCAACUUGAGAAACAUAAAGGAAAACAAGCAAAUACAGUUCAGUAUCAGUAUGAGAUUACAGGUUGCUUUGAUUGGGACAUAUAUCUAAAGGAAUGUAAUGCUGUUGCAGCUCCUGCUUCCUGGUUUAAGCAGCACCCUGUGCCUCCUAAGAAUGAUUUCAAGAUUGGAAUGAAACUGGAAGCUUUUGACCCUCGAAAUGUAACAUCCACGUGUAUUGCUACUGUAGUUGGGAUACAAGGUCCUCUCCUGAGAUUGCGGCUAGAUGGAGGUGAUAACAAGAAUGAUUUCUGGCGACUUGUUGAUUCAUCAGAAAUCCAUCCCAUAGGCCACUGUGAAAAAACUGGGGGUAUGCUGCAACCACCUCUUGGAUUUCGCAUGAAUGCUUCAUCAUGGCCUAUGUUUUUAUUGAAAACAUUAAACGGUGCAGAUAUUGCACCUAGCAAAAUUUUUAUGAAGGAACCACCUACACCUGAAUGCAAUAAGUUUGAAGUUGGUGUAAAAUUAGAAGCAUUAGAUAGAAAAAACCCUCAUUUAAUAUGUCCUGCAACUGUUGGAACUGUUAAGGAGGAAAUGAUAUUUAUCACAUUUGAUGGAUGGCGAGGAGCUUUUGAUUAUUGGUGUAAAUAUGAUUCUAGAGAUAUAUUUCCUGUGGGAUGGUGUAAAGCUAGUGGUCAUCCUUUGCAAUUACCAGGAAAUAAAGUCGGUUCCAGUGGAAAAUGUAAAAUAAAAGUUCAAGUACCUGUAUCUAAUGCUCUUCCUCCUCCCCCUCCUGCUGUGCGGCCACCAUCACCUCGUUCAUCCCAAAGUCCAAGUAGCAGUACAAGGUCUAGAACUACUGUAUCAAAUGGUGGCCAGAACCCUGAGAAAAGCCAUUCCCAACCAUCCGAUCAAGUUACAUCUGCUAGCUCUGCUUCAGAUGAAGAAGAAAAUCUGGUAGACUCCAGAUCUCCAUCACCUGCUAUUUCUAAAGUUCUUGUUACGGAACCAGAUACUAGUUCUGUAUCUAAAUCAAGCCCUUCAGUGUGCACUUAUAUAAAUCAUGGUUGUACUAGUGGACCAUACCUUAAUUCAAGAAGGGUAGCUAGUUUACCUGUAAAGUAUGGACCUGGUUCCAUGAAUCGUGUAUUGAGAGAAGCUGUUCAGACAUUUAUUGACUGUGCUGAAAAUGAGAAGAAUGUUUUUUGUUUGCUAAGGCAGGGUGAAGGAAAAGUUAUUAUAACAGCAAAUUUUGAUGGUAGAACACAUACUUGUCGUUUACCACCAAUUGAUAAAGUAUCAUCAUUUUGGAAUUACCUUGAAAGUUUAUUUGAAGAUCUCAUGUGUUGUGAAAACUUUUACACUAGUCAGCCUUUAGAAGGAGGAUGUACAAAAUGUGCCAGCAAAGGACCAAUUAGGCGUGCCUCUGAAGAUUGCUUACCAAGUUCUGAACACAUUGUUUUGGAAAAAAGACGCUGGUCUUCAGAUUCAUCUGAAACAAGUUCUAGGAAUUCUCUUCCUAUUUUAAAACCAAAUAAACAACCUCGAUUAAGUUGUAGAAGUGAAUCAGAGGACUGUUCUACAACACUUAUUCUUGAAAAAUUUAAUUCUAAACCGACAGAAUGGACUAUUGAUGAUGUUAUUCACCACAUUUGUGCUACAGACCAAACCAUGAUAUCACAUGCAGAACUUUUUCGACGUCAUGAAAUAGAUGGGAAAGCUCUUUUGUUAUUAAAUAGUGAUAUGAUGAUGAAAUACAUGGGUCUGAAAUUGGGGCCUGCUUUGAAAAUAUGCAAUUUGAUUGAAAAGUUGAAAGCCAAAAAGUACUAUUAGAUUUGUUCUACCACCAGCAACCUUAAUCAGCUGCUGUUCAAUUUGUACUUCAGGAAAAGUUUUGUUAUGAAUUAUUUUUCAUUUGAAAUAAUAAUUAUUUUUGUGUAUCAAUAUAAGCAGGAAAAUGUGUACUUGAAAUUAACUUCCACCACUGUGAUAUUCUUGAGUUUAAAUUUAUUCAUUGCAUUUCUGUGUAUGUGAUGUCUUAAUUUUUACAGUGGUAGUUACCAUGUUUGAUCUGUUUGUGUAGUAUUUAUUACACCUGAUUUGUUGUGAUUUAUAUUUUUGUUUGUUUGUGUGUGUAUGUGUGUGUGGUCAUUUGCUUACCUGUCUCUAAAAGGCAGUGGUUUAUUAUGUUUAGAUUUGUUUCUUAAUCCUCUGAGUGGCAUGUGUUUGGAGAUCUACUUGUGAAAACCUGUAUUUAAACGUAAUUUAUUUGCUAAAUUUGUGUAAUUACAUAUUUUAGUCUAUUUCCAUAAAACUUCCAUUCAUUAAGAUGACAUCAACAUUAUCAAAGAAUGUAAUUCAGCAAAAUAUAAACUUAUAAUGUACCAAGUGACAAAAUCUCUUGACUGGAUAAAGCUUGUCAUGCCACUUAGAGGUUUAAAAUUUAUAAACAUAGCCUAAAAAUAUGUUAAACAUGAGUCUGAAGAAGAAAAAAAUUGAAUUUGUGACCUGUUAACUAUAAAAACUUGUGUAUUUCUGGAAUGUUUUUAAAAAAUAAACACUUCCAAAACUGUAUACUAAAACAUACUACUAAUAAUAUCUAAACAAAUGCCCAUUUUAAGGGACUUAUUUCAGGCAUUCUGAAUGUGUUAUGCAUUUUAUGUAAAAAUAACAGUAGAAUCCUGUUAAGAAAUUACCCAAGAGUUGAGAAUUUCUAGUAUAGGAAGGCAAGUAGAAAUCAUUAUAAUUAAAAGCAAUAAAAUUGUAAUUUGUACAUAUUGUCAUGAAAUAGUGACAAAUUCACCUCAUUUUUAUAUAAACAGAUAAAAUGUGUCAAUUUUGAAAAAAAAAAAAAAAAUUACCUCCUUUAAGCUACAGUUUUGACAAUAAAUGCUCAAAAUAAGGACUGGGUAUGUCUAGUAUUAUUGUAAAAUCUCUUCAUCUCGUGGUGGUCCUCUGUUCAGAGUUGUUCAGUUAUUCACAUCUCUAAUAUAUUUUCAUUCAGAUAAAUAAAAUUUUCAUAUGUUCCAUUUUCAUUAAUAUUUUCCUUGCAUGAUAUCUCACUCACUCAUCUUGCACACAUCAUCCUCUAUGUCGCAUUUGUCUACUUCACAUAGUCUUUCUUCGUAAAUAAUCUGGACAUAUAUGAAAGCAAGCUUUUUGGAACCAGUUGGUUUUCAUGGUAGGAUUAAAUUGAUCAUAAAAUGCAACCAAAUCUCAUCACUAUCAACUCAGAAUUUGAAAUUAUAUACUGGAGCAGCUGCAUUAGAAGUGGCCUACAUUAGUCUUCAAAGCAACUUUCUGAUGUCUAGGCUCUGGAACUGCUGAGAAUUAUCUGGGAAACAUUCAGUGUGGGGGCUCAACUAAUGUGUUAUGUUUUUAAGGUAUGUAGAACAGUUGUUGUUGAAAAUGUCCUUUCCCUUGCAUAUUUUUACCUUCGUCCAGACAUUUUCAUUAAAAAGGGUAUUAGUUGUGUCCUUUAAUUGUUACCCUGUCUGCUGAGCAAGUUAUUUGCAUGCUUUAAAUGGAAAAAGUUCGGCUGUAUCAUUUUAUUAUUAACUAUCUCCCUUGCUUAGCAACUUUCUCGUUUAAAAAAAAAAAAAAGAUUAAAAGAAAGAGGAAAUUGUAACACACUCUGGGCUCAACACAUUGAUUAUAUUGCAAAGUCUAUAUUAAGUAGAGGAUACAAUGUGGCAUUUUCAUAUUUCUGUGCUUCUAAUAUGCUAAUACUUCUUGAUACUCCACAAGUUGCUUUACACGACAACCAAGUUCUGUUUUUAAAAGUUUCUAGACAAAUUUCUAAGGUGAAAAUUUCACAGCAAGUCUAUUAGAAUACAUACCAUUAGUUUACAUAUGUAAAGCAAUGAACCUUUUUAAAUCCAUCAUUUUUUUUUUAAGCAUAUUCGUUUUACUAAGCAAAGCUAAAAGAUAUUAAAUGUAAUAAAAGUGUAACGGAUUAACAAAAAUGAACAUUUGGAGAUGCUGAAGAUCAUUUUAAUCUAGGUGUUAUAUUUUGUCUUUCAUUGCAAAUAUUCUUCUAAAGCAGAAAAUUGCAUGUGAGUACAUAAAUGAUUAUAAGGAAAUUCACACUUUUAUACUUCUGAACAUUUUCCCUGCAUUAAAAUUAGCAAUAAAAUAUCUUGAGUAAAUUAAUAACUGUUUAAAAGCAUUAAAAGAGGCCACUUACCAUUUUUACAGUUUUUCUGUUACAAACUGUGUUGUUAUAGUACAAGGUCAGAGAUCAGGAAUCAUUGGGACUUCUGAUUUCAGAUCUUUCUGGAUAUUGGAUCAUUAUAUUAAAUGUGGUAAGAUAAAAUGUAGAAAUAUAAAAUAGCUGUUUGUGAAAAGAAACAUUUCUGUGACCUCACAUAAAGCAGAGUUUACAAAAGCUCAAUGUUCUCAUUUAUUUUGUUUUAUUAAAUAUAUCUUUCAAUUAUUAAAUUUAUCUUUCAAGUUGUUUAAUCAGUUUUGUUUUUUGUGUUACAGAUACGCACAAUUUCAUGUUCACUUAUAAAAUUGUAUCAUUCAAGUCAUGCAACUGCUGAAUAGUUAGACAGCAAGGGGUAGUCAAUUUAUUUUAAAUAAAGUUGAACAUUGGAAGUGUUUAACUUUAUGAAAUUUAUGAAAUUUAUAAAUAAAAAUUCCGUAAGGUAUAUAUACAUAUGGAUAAUGUAAGACUUCUUGGGUGGGAAAAUAAAACCCUUACAUCUGAGAAAAACUAGUAUUUAGAUUUUUUUAUAAGCUUUAAAAAUUAAAUAUUUUGAUCGGGGGUACUAUUUAUUCAGAGACUUUUCCUAAUUUUGUUUCAUAUUCAAAAUUGAACACAGGAUGUAACUGAUAUGCCCUUCCCCCCCCCCGUUUCUUAGAAAUCAAAGUACGUUUGAAAUGAUUUUGUUACAUUGUUUGCUCCUUAUGUUUAUGUGAUAUAUCUGCUGUUGGGAAACAAAAUUGUCUGAACGCAAAGAAAACAUUUUAUUAAUUUCUAUUAUCACUUUAAAUGGGCAUACACCAUUUAAUCUGUAUCAGAAUUUCGGUGGACUCGCGAUUUUAUGAACUUGUACAGAUCACUAAAAAGUUAAUGAAACUGAGAGUUUAUAAAUAGGAAUCAUAUGAAAGAUGUAGUUUGCUUUCACUUUUAUUUAGAUAAAAUUUUUAAAAACACUAAUUUUUGUUUACUUCAUAACUAUAGUUCAAGAAAAUUCUGUAGAAAUUUCAUAUAGUUAAUAUCUUACUUUUCAGAUCCACUUCUUUUAACCCAUUCACAGACAAACAUAUUCUCUACUCCAUAUUCAAUUUAGUAAAUCAAAAUCUGCCAAGAAAAGAGAUGAAUAAGACUCAAUUUAGAAGUUUUUUGGUGCAGAUGAAAAGCUUCAGAUUCUGAUUUAUCUCACUGCACGGAUACAAAAAAUUUCAAUCUUAUAUUAAUGAAAUUAAUGUUUUUAAUUAACAUGUUUCAUCAUUUUGGAAUUUCCCAGCCAAAACUUACUGGAAUUUCACCCAUUAAACAGUGCCUGGAAAUUACGUCUUUUCUCAUUCAAAUUUUUAACCUCCCAAGAGAAAUGGUGAACUUUGGUUCAUAGAGUUAGGUAUUGUGUAAUUUUAGACAACAAAAUUGAGUAGAAAUUAGUAGCAUUUCUGAAAGUUACUUUUUUAAAGACUUGUACAGUAAUUCAGAAAAACAGACAAUUUUUAAAUUGAAAGGUUGUAGAAAUACUAAUCUGCUGUGUAUGACUUUGUGUCAUUGUUACUUUCUCUAGUUAUUUUUUCUUGCUAUGUUGAAUGAUAAUGAAUGGUUUUAAUGCUUUUUCUGCUAUCAAAUAUUAAUCAACAGAAUAAUUUCCUGUCUGCUUUUGUUAAGACCACCACUGCAUGUCUGUGUAUAAUAGUGGCUGUAUUUUAGGCUUGAUUUUAUGGAAGUUUAAAUAAAGUUUUUUUAUUGCUUAGUUUUC
Molecule: messenger RNA, 6539 nt
Organism: Stegodyphus dumicola
Lineage: Eukaryota; Metazoa; Arthropoda; Arachnida; Araneae; Eresidae
Gene: Scm
Product: Polycomb protein Scm
Biological process (GO): negative regulation of DNA-templated transcription
Cellular component (GO): nucleus
Molecular function (GO): histone binding; chromatin binding; zinc ion binding
Source: RefSeq, a predicted model, not a curated record